AUGGGUAACUCUUGUAUGGAUGGUAGUAAUGAGAUAACUAUAGAAUUAUCGACUAUUAGUACGAUCUAUAAUGAGAACUUAUUUUAUGUAAUAUGGUAUUUGUAUAAAGAAAAGUACUCUAUCCCUAUUAAUUGCUGCUCAAAGUUUGAAGCACUAAAUUCAAAAGUCAAACUAGUUAGCAGUCUUUGUUUCGCAAGCUUCGUCUCUGCUCGCUCACCCGCACAAUUCAAGUCAGAAAGUACUAUAAGACCAGCAGAAGAUGGUCCAGAGGGGCGUAUUCGUGAGACAGAGCCUGAGAAAAAAAAACAAAGCAGAAAAUAUGAGGGAGGGGGGGUAAAGGUGGGAUGUUUAAUAUGUGAUCUUAUUUUUGAGCUACAUUCAUAG
Messenger RNA from Phycomyces blakesleeanus NRRL 1555(-), 384 nucleotides. RefSeq lists its product as hypothetical. The coding region runs from base 1 to 384 and encodes 127 amino acids. Lineage: Eukaryota; Fungi; Mucoromycota; Mucoromycetes; Mucorales; Phycomycetaceae. The transcript is spliced from 4 exons. The record is from RefSeq and is a predicted model, not a curated record.